AUGCCACCCAAGCGCAAGUCCACAGGCGCGACGAUGAUUGAUGGAGUGGCGCAAACGCCCUCCAAGCGACUACGCAACUCGCCAAACAAAACACCUGGCGACACUGAAGCAGCAUCGGAUGCCGCAAUGCCCAAGACCGGUGACAAGAGAAAGCGCGGUCGCCCACGCAAAAAUCCCGAAGCCACGACUUCAGAGCCGGGUAAUACCCCCAAGCGUGGACGGCCUCACAAGGAGCCAGAGGUAGAGACUCCGAAAAAGGUUGGCCAAGGACAGACUAGCAAGAGCCUGCCGGUCAAUAAAACUGCCGAUAUUCACUCGUCAACCCCUAAGAAAGAUGGUCGCGGGCGACCACGUAAGAGUCUGCCUGUCGAGGAGACUCCCGCUGUCUCAACAACCCCCAGAGGCCGGGGACGGCCUCGCAAGAACCUGCCCUCUGAGGAAAUUCUUGAUACUUCAACCCCUAAGAAGGGCCGGGGACGGCCUCGCAAGAGCCUGCCGGCUGACGAGACUCCCGAUGUCUCCAGCCCCAAGAAGGGCCGCGGACGACCACGCAAGAGCUUAGCUCUUGAUGGAACCGCCGACAGUGUUGAGCCGCAGCCCGCACCCGCAACGAAGAUCGAGCCCAAGGAGGAAGCCGGCCGUUCCUACUGGCUCAUGAAGGCAGAGCCCGAGUCGCGUCUUGAGAAGGGCGUUGAUGUUAAGUUCUCGAUUGACGACUUGGCUGCUGCGAAGGAGCCGGAGCCCUGGGACGGAGUUCGCAACCCUGUUGCACGCAAUAUCAUGCGGGAUAUGAAGAAAGGAGACUAUGCAUUCUUCUACCACUCUAACUGCAAGGUCCCGGGAGUAGUUGGUAUUAUGGAGAUCGUGCAGGAGCAUUCGCCUGACGAAGCGGCCUUUGACCCUAAGCAUCCCUAUUACGACCCCAAAUCCAGCCGGGAUAGCCCCAAGUGGGUUGUCGUGCAUGUCGAAUUUCGUCACAAGCUCAAGAAACAGGUUACCCUAGCUGACCUGAAGGCCAACGGCCAGGCGGGCAAGCCGCUCGAGAAUCUGCAAACCCUCAAGAUGUCACGGCUGAGUGUUUCAAAGGUGACCCCGGAACAAUGGCGGUACAUCUUGGAGCUGGCGGGCGAGGAUCCACACGGGUCCAAGGUUUAA
Molecule: messenger RNA, 1155 nt
Organism: Penicillium cinerascens
Lineage: Eukaryota; Fungi; Ascomycota; Eurotiomycetes; Eurotiales; Aspergillaceae
Product: EVE domain-containing protein
Exons: 6
Coding region: 1-1155 (384 amino acids)
Biological process (GO): regulation of DNA-templated transcription
Cellular component (GO): nucleus
Molecular function (GO): DNA binding
Source: RefSeq, a predicted model, not a curated record